Messenger RNA from Haliotis rufescens (red abalone), 1061 nucleotides. Its product is annotated as eukaryotic translation initiation factor 5A-1-like. Gene Ontology annotation, molecular function: ribosome binding; translation elongation factor activity; RNA binding. Bases 139 to 615 code for a protein of 158 amino acids. Lineage: Eukaryota; Metazoa; Mollusca; Gastropoda; Lepetellida; Haliotidae. The transcript is spliced from 5 exons. The record is from RefSeq and is a predicted model, not a curated record. Gene Ontology annotation, biological process: positive regulation of translational elongation; positive regulation of translational termination.
AAAUAAUAAAAGGGAGACCACUUUGACUGUGUGUGGUGCAAUUGUCCGACCCCUCUACCGAGGAAUUGGAUUAGUUUGAGAUGCGCAUGCGCAAUUCAUCCCUUUUACUUGAACGACCAUCCCAACACGGUCACCAGAAUGAAUGACGCUGCAGAUGAAAUCUUUGAGCAGGCAAGUAGUGGUGCCUCUAAGACCUACCCGAAGCAGUGCUCAGCCCUGAAGAAAGGCGGCCAUGUCCUUCUCAAGUCGAGGCCGUGCAAGAUUGUUGAAAUGUCCACAUCCAAGACCGGCAAACAUGGACACGCCAAGGUUCACCUUGUGGGCCUAGACAUCUUCACUGGGAAAAAGUAUGAGGAUAUAUGCCCUUCAACACACAACAUGAUUGUGCCGACUAUAUCACGAUUGGAUUACCAGUGUUUAGGUGUACAAGACGGAUAUCUGUCCCUGCUUGACGAUAAGAGCAUAACACGGGAAGAUCUGCGCCUCCCAGAUAAUGAUAUUGGUCAAGACAUUCAGAAAAAGGCUGAUUUGGGAGAAGACUUUAUGGUGACGGUUCAGAAGGCGAUGGAUGAUGAAAUAGUCGUUGCCCUCAAAUCGAUGAAGACCAAUGACUAAACAAAAACAUGGCCAUGACAUGAAUGGUAUCCUGUGUGAACUGUGAGAAAUCGGAGUAAUUCAGUAUCAUUCUGGACACCCCUAGAUUAUUAUAAAUCUUACCAUCUAGAGGGAGGCUGCAGUUUGCCCUUAUUAUGUGUUUUACAGAAAAUAUCUGGUCAACCUUGAAGCCAAAUACACAUUCAGGUCAGAAACACCGGUACUGUACUAAAGUGAUGAAAUUGUGACUUAUUAUCUAAGUUUUUUCACUAUUCAUCUGUAAGCAUGGUAAGGGACAUAUAUCUAUCAGUAAUCGACCAAGGCUUUAAAUUAGUUCUGUGUUAAGAAUAUUUCAUCCUGUUUAUGCUACUUUGUGUUUGUUUUUUUCUCUCAUCUGACUUGUGUAAUAAAAUUCUGUAUUCAAACUUGUGAGAAAGCCAAUAAAUCCAUGGUUGGAUUGAACACAU